Tupaia belangeri chinensis (Chinese tree shrew) is the source of this 3595-nucleotide messenger RNA. It is a transcript of the gene FGD1, whose product is annotated as FYVE, RhoGEF and PH domain containing 1. NCBI's taxonomy places the organism in Eukaryota, Metazoa, Chordata, Mammalia, Scandentia, Tupaiidae. Gene Ontology annotation, biological process: filopodium assembly; cytoskeleton organization. Gene Ontology annotation, molecular function: metal ion binding; guanyl-nucleotide exchange factor activity. Gene Ontology annotation, cellular component: cytoplasm. The record is from RefSeq and is a predicted model, not a curated record.
CCCCCUGGCGCCGCUCCACUGGCCUGUGCUGACUCGGACCCUGGAGCCUCCGAUCCUGGACUGCCAGCGCGCAGAGGCUCAGGCUUAGUGCUCAGCGGCCCCCUGGAUCCCCAGUUUGUUGGACCCUCUGAAACCAGCCUGGGCGCUGCUUUGGGCCCCCGGGUCUUGCCCUGCGGCCCCAGUCCACAGCACCACCGGACCUUGCGCUUCUCCUACCACCUGGAGGGCUCACAGCCUCGGCCUGGGCUGCACCAAGGAAACAGAAUCCUGGUUAAAAGUUUGUCCCUUGACCCUGGCCAGAGCCUUGAGCCUCAUCCAGAGGGCCCCCAGAGGCUUCGUUCAGACCCAGGCCCUCCCACUGAAACCCUUAACCAGCGUCCUUUACCACUAAAGCGAGCACCAGGCCCAAAGCCACAGGUCCCCCCAAAACCUAGCUACCUGCAGAUGCCCCGGAUGGUCCCCUCACCUGAACCCAUCCCCCCUCCACCAUCACGCCCACUGCCUGCAGACCCCCGAGUAGCCAAGGGCCUGGUCCCCAGGGCAGAGGCCAGCCCUAGUUCUGCAGCAGUAUCCUCAUUGAUUGAGAAGUUUGAAAGGCCAGCCCCUGGCCCCAACACAGGUUCCCCAGAGCCAGCCAUGUUGCCACAGCCACCCCCGCACCCACCAGUGCCCCAGCUCCCCGAGAGUGAGGCAUCCCGCUGCCUGUUCCUGCUGGCUCCUGGGCCCCGAGACGGCGAGAAGGUGCCCAACCGGGACAGCGGCAUUGACAGCAUCAGCUCGCCGUCCAACAGUGAGGAGACCUGCUUCGUCAGUGACGACGGGCCCCCCAGCCACAGUCUCUGCCCUGGGCCUCCUGCCCUGGCCAGUGUGCCUGUUGCUUUGGCUGACCCCCACCGGCCCAGCUCCCAGGAGGUUGACAGUGAUCUGGAGGAGGAGGACGAGGAGGAGGAAGAGAAGGACAGAGACAUCCCAGUGCCCCUGGUGGAGAGACAGGAGUCUGUGGAGCUGACUGUGCAACAGAAAGUGUUCCACAUUGCCAAUGAGCUCCUACAAACUGAGAAGGCCUAUGUUUCCAGGCUCCAUCUCCUGGAUCAGGUAUUCUGUGCCCGGCUGCUGGAAGAAGCUCGGAACCGCAGUUCCUUCCCAGCUGACGUUGUCCACGGCAUCUUCUCUAACAUCUGCUCCAUCUAUUGCUUCCACCAGCAAUUCCUGCUGGACCGCUACCCCCGCAUUGGAGACAUCCUGCAGAAGCUAGCACCCUUCCUCAAGAUGUAUGGCGAGUAUGUGAAGAACUUUGACCGGGCUGUGGAGCUGGUCAACACCUGGACAGAGCGUUCCACCCAGUUUAAAGUCAUCAUUCAUGAGGUGCAGAAGGAGGAAGCCUGUGGCAACCUGACAUUACAGCACCAUAUGUUGGAGCCUGUGCAGCGCAUCCCCCGCUAUGAGCUGCUUCUCAAAGACUACCUGUUGAAGCUCCCCCAUGGCUCUCCAGACAGCAAAGAUGCCCAAAAGUCUCUAGAGCUGAUAGCCACAGCAGCAGAGCACUCUAAUGCUGCCAUCCGCAAAAUGGAACGAAUGCACAAGCUGCUGAAAGUAUAUGAACUGCUAGGGGGUGAAGAGGACAUUGUCAGCCCCACCAAAGAGCUCAUAAAAGAAGGCCACAUCCUUAAGCUGUCAGCAAAGAACGGGACAACUCAAGACCGAUACCUCAUACUAUUCAACGACCGCCUCCUUUACUGUGUGCCCAGGCUGCGGCUCCUUGGCCAGAAGUUUAGUGUGCGGGCACGCAUUGAUGUAGAUGGCAUGGAGCUAAAAGAGAGCUCCAACCUCAACUUGCCUCGGACCUUCCUAGUGUCAGGAAAGCAGCGCUCCCUGGAGCUCCAAGCCAGGACUGAGGAGGAGAAGAAAGACUGGGUCCAGGCCAUCAACUCCACCCUCCUGAAGCAUGAACAGACACUAGAGACCUUCAAACUGUUGAACUCAACAAACAGAGAAGAUGAAGAUACCCCUCCCAACUCUCCAAACGUGGAUCUUGGAAAGCGGGCACCUACACCCAUCCGGGAAAAGGAAGUCACCAUGUGCAUGCGCUGCCAGGAGCCCUUCAAUUCCAUCACCAAACGCAGGCACCACUGCAAGGCCUGUGGGCAUGUGGUUUGUGGGAAAUGCUCAGAGUUCCGGGCCCGCCUCAUCUAUGACAACAACCGCUCCAACCGUGUGUGUACCGACUGCUACGUGGCCUUGCAUGGGGUAUCUGGAAGCAGUCCAGCCUGCAGCCAACAUACACCCCAGCGCCGGAGGUCCAUCCUGGAGAAACAGGCCUCAGUGGCUGCAGAAAACAGCGUGAUCUGCAGCUUCCUGCAUUACAUGGAGAAGGGUGGGAAAGGAUGGCACAAGGCAUGGUUCGUGGUUCCCGAGAAUGAACCCUUGGUGCUGUACAUCUAUGGAGCCCCUCAGGAUGUGAAAGCUCAGCGCAGCCUGCCCCUCAUUGGCUUUGAAGUGGGGCCUCCAGAGGCAGGGGAGCGGCCUGACAGACGGCAUGUCUUCAAGAUCACCCAGAGCCACCUAAGUUGGUAUUUCAGCCCUGAGACAGAGGAGCUACAGCAGGGAUGGAUGGCUGUGCUGGGCCGGGCAGGUCGUGGGGACACAUUCUGUACAGGGCCCACACUGUCUGAGGACAGGGAGAUGGAGGAGACACCAGUGGCAGCCUCAGGAGCCACUGCUGACCCCCCUGAAGCUCCCCAGACCCAAGACUAGACCUAGAGGGUUUGGGGAGAACUAGGAGCCCCCACCCCACACUCUAGCUCCCUAUGUCCAAUUUGGGGCUCUAGCCCUCUUCCUCCCAGCUCAGUCAAUACUUGAACUCCCAUCAUGGGCACUUUCAAUCCUGAAUGCUGGGUCUUAGGUUUUUUAAUUCAUCUUUUCACAAACUGUGGGGUUUUAAAAGAAAUAUUCCUACAGUGAUAUUAACUUUUUUUUUUAAUCCCUGUCCCCAGGGAGAGUGGGAGCUGUUGCUAGACCCACCUGAAUUAGGCUGUUUUCCCCUAUCCCUCAACAUCCUACAGAUCCUAUCUCCACCUGAUUCCCCCAAAAGCACCAGAGGCAGAAAACCUGGAUUCAAGUGCCAGCUCUGCCCCGACUCUGGGGCCCUGACCCACCCUUGCCUCCUCAGCCAAUGUCUUCAUAUCAAUGACUCCACAUGGAGUGGUGUUCAGACCAUCCUGCCUCUCCCCCAUGGCAUACAGUUUCUACCUGGUCCCAAGGCUACCCAGUAUUUUAUUGUCCAGACCCAUGGCAGGGCCAAUGGGCAGGACAGGGAAAUGGGUGGAAGGGAAAGGACAAUGGAUACUCUUUGUUUUUCUUAAAGGAAAAUACAGUUUAUUUCAAGCUUACAAUAACUUUCAGAGCACUGCUGUACUCCAUUUGUCCAAAGUACCAGGCUGCUAAGGGCAGGCCCAGAAACUACUCCCUCACUGAACUCGGAAGCUCCCAGAAGUUAGAUUCCAAGGCUAUUCACUAAUCAAGCCACAGAUUAAACAAUAAGAUAUUAUGUAUUAAGAUCUUAAGCCUCAUCCCUGGACUUAAAUGGGAUGGUAUG